UAUUUGCUCAACUCCACUCGUUCAGAGUGCUUUCUUCUAAACGCUAGUAAUUCUUUUGAAAGGUAAAAGCUUUUAGUCUAACAUAAUGGGCAUAACCGAGGCAUGCUCAAGAUUGAUUGGAGACGCGUUGCAUGCAUUUGGAAGCUCAAGAGCUAGCUCAGCGGCAACUCACCUUGGUGAGGACGAUCGUGGUUGCAAGCAACAGAAUGCGCGCAAGGUUGAUGACACAAUGGUCCUAGCUCUAAUCACCGUGUUCGGAAUGCAAAACAAUGGAAGAAUCAAGAAGGAAAAUGCGCGGCGAGUGGUGGAGAAGCUUGGCUUGAUAUAUAGUACUCCUCCUUCCGAGGAAGACAAAUCUGGCUUUGAGCUACCUGGCGAAGGUGUUCUAGACGACGACGAUGAAGUGCCCAUAGAGGAGGUGCUUGGCGGCUUCGAGGAUGCGUCGAAGCGCAACGAGUUACUGCGUGAAGCCUUCAAGAUUUUCGACGAGGAUGGUGAUGGAUAUAUAGAGGCAGUGGAGUUGAAGAGGGUCCUGGAGUGCUUGGGAUUGGACGAGGGGUUGGGUAUGGAUCAGAUCGAGAAGAUGGUGAGAAUUGUGGAUUUGAACUUGGACGGGAAGGUUGAUUUCAGUGAGUUCCAAUUAAUGAUGAAGUGAAAAUUAACCUCACUGAUUAUUUAUCAAAGAAUAUUAUUAUUUAUUGAGUUUGUUAUGAUAAUUAUUGUAUAUCCUUCUCUUCUUUUGAAGGAAAAUGCAUCGUCUUGAAAAUUUGAGGUUGGUUUAAUUGGAAACAUGAAAUUGCAGAGUCGCCGCAUUUGAUCAAUUUGCUUCAUUACUUGUUUAGAAGAAACUUGAAAAUCUGGGAUUUUUUUUUUUUUUUUUUUUUUUCCCGAGCCUGAACAAUAAAUUGGCAACAUUUGAAGUCCAAAUAGCCAUCAACCUUCAACAUAAAUAUACAUUGAACUCUGUCUUGCUAUGCUAUGCACUCGGAUACGGAUGCA
Molecule: messenger RNA, 999 nt
Organism: Juglans microcarpa x Juglans regia
Lineage: Eukaryota; Viridiplantae; Streptophyta; Magnoliopsida; Fagales; Juglandaceae
Product: probable calcium-binding protein CML43
Exons: 1
Coding region: 86-655 (189 amino acids)
Molecular function (GO): enzyme regulator activity; calcium ion binding
Source: RefSeq, a predicted model, not a curated record